AUGAAGAAAGAAUGAAAAAGAACUUGUUGCACAAGUAGGCCUAAACGAGAAUAAAAUAAAAUCGAAAACACAGUGUCUGAGACUCUGAGUGUUGGUAUUAUCAUCUUUGCGUGGAGUGUGGAACAGAGCUAUUUUUGUGUUUGUUAGGGCUAAUUUAUUUUGUGUGUGUGUGUGUGAGAUUCAGUGCGACUGAUAUGGAUCCGAUGGCUGAUCUGAACGCCCCUCAUUCAAUGGGCACCACCAUCAUCGGCGUCACUUAUAACGGCGGUGUUGUUCUCGGAGCCGACUCUCGCACCAGCACCGGGUUUUAUGUUGCUAAUCGUGCUUCCGACAAGAUUACGGAGCUCACUGAUAAUGUCUAUGUUUGUCGCUCUGGAUCGGCUGCAGAUUCGCAAAUUGUAUCGGACUAUGUUCGAUAUUUCCUUCAUCAGCAUACAAUACAACUUGGGCAGCCUGCAACUGUCAAAGUGGCUGCAAACCUUAUCAGGCUUCUAUCCUAUAAUAACAAGAAUAUGCUACAAACUGGCCUGAUAGUUGGUGGGUGGGACAAGUAUGAAGGUGGUAAAAUCUAUGGGGUUCCCCUUGGUGGAACACUAAUAGAGCAGCCUUUUGCCAUUGGAGGAUCUGGCUCCAGUUAUCUGUAUGGAUUUUUUGAUCAAGCAUGGAAAGAAGGGAUGACAAGGGAUGAAGCUGAGAAACUAGUGGUCAAGGCAGUUUCCCUUGCAAUUGCACGUGAUGGCGCCAGUGGUGGUGUUGUUCGCACUGUCACUAUUAAUUCUGAGGGAGUGACUAGAAACUUCUACCCCGGGGAUCAACUUCCAAUCUGGCACGAGGAAUUGGAGCCACACAACUCAUUACUGGACAUACUGAACUCGUCAAGUCCCGAGCCAAUGAACAUACAAUGAUGAUUUUGUAUUUGGUCUUUAGAGCUACAAUUAAAUGUUUUUCUUUCUUUGCAAAACUUGUUACCCCGAACAGAAGCAUGAUUUACAUCUCCAUUUUGGGAGGACUUUGUUAUUGUGUUUUUAGUUUUUAUGUAUGUUGCUUCAAUCUACAGGCGAGUUUUAGACCA
Molecule: messenger RNA, 1072 nt
Organism: Ziziphus jujuba (common jujube)
Lineage: Eukaryota; Viridiplantae; Streptophyta; Magnoliopsida; Rosales; Rhamnaceae
Product: proteasome subunit beta type-6
Exons: 8
Coding region: 195-905 (236 amino acids)
Cellular component (GO): proteasome core complex
Molecular function (GO): threonine-type endopeptidase activity
Source: RefSeq, a predicted model, not a curated record